UAUGAUUGGUGUGGACCAAUCAGAUGAUGAAUAGGAGCAAUAUGGCGUCAAAGUAACAUGUAAAAUGCCUUAAAAAUGCUCAGUUUGACAACUUAAUCAUAACCUUUGGAUUAUUGGAGUCCCCGCUGUAAAACUUGUUUUUUGGGAUUCUGUACAUUAAAAAUUAUAAGCUUGCGAAAGAAAAUAAGUAAAUUUUAAAAACAUGUCAAGAGAAACAAGGACAAUGGAGAUAAAUAAAUACAUUUUAUCAAAAUUAUGGUAUACGUCUCUUAUUAUUUACCGGAGAAAUAAUAACAAAUCUUUUUUUUCACAAUGUAACAAUGAUAUUGAGGAUUUUGUCGAGUCAAAAACUCUGAUUACAAAUUUAAUUCAUUCUCAGAAUGAAAAUCAAUAUCAAUGGAUAAAUUAUAUAUUAUUGCAUAAAUUUCUCAACAAUAUAGCUUUAGAUACUAAAUAUGUAGAAAAACCACAAAGUUAUGUUCAAAUGAUAUAUGCUUUGCAAUUGUACAAAAAUUUGACAAUAUAUUUACAACAGGAGUUACUAGCAUUCUAUAAAAAUAGUUUAGAACAAAGAAGUUCAGAAGAUUUUGAGAAAAUACAGAAUGGAUAUUUUAUACUUUUGAAAAAAAAUGUUUGUGAUAAUCCAUUUAUUACAUGUUGGAUUCUUAACGAAUUAUUGUUAAUUUAUCCUAAGUCAUCAGUUAAUAUUAUUUAUAAUCUACAAAAUUUUUAUUUUUUGCUGAUAAAAGAAUUGAUGGAAUUUGAAUUAUCUAAACAGAAAUCAGACAAUGACAAUUAUUUUGGAUGUAUAUUAUGUAUUAUCUCAAAAAUGAAUAUUGUUGAAUUUAAUGAUCCUACAUUGUCAAAAUGGCUUUUUCCUAUGAUGUUGAAAACUAAAAAUAUUCAAGAUAUUGAAUUUGCAUUGUAUUCAAGAACAGAUCAUCACUUUUUAAAAAAAUGGUGUACUUUUCUUAGUGAAUUUUAUAUACAUUCCAAACCUAAUAACAAUUUGAAUCAUGUAUUGAAAAUUCAGAAAAUAUUAUUUCAUUUUCCUUCUGCUUCUGUCCCUAUUCUAAAUAAGAAUAAUCUUAUAGAAAGAAUAAGUAAUAAUAAAUUACAUUGGAUCAUAGACAUUUUGGACAUGUGUUAUAUUUUAAUGAUAAAUGGACGAUAUAAUGAUGUUUCAUUAAUACUAUCCUGUACAUUAUUAAAAGCAUUUUGGCCAGUUUUGUUAUUUAAAGUUUUGCAUGAGUAUUCGCAAGAAGAAAUAUUUUUAAAUAAUGCUAAGAAAGAUUAUGAUUUCAUAUGUAAUUCAAUUGAAUUUUUAAUACCUAAAUGUAAUUUUGAUGUAUUAUGUGAUCCCACAUUGAAUGAAUUACAAAAUGUACUGUGGAAAAAUGUAAAAAUUUUGAAAUAUAUCCUAAAUUGCAGAAGAGACGAUGUUAAAACAAAUAACAUAUAUCAUGAUGAGAUAACAGAGACAACUGACUUUCAGCAAAAGCUUUCUAUACAGCAGAUAUUCAAUCUUUUACAACAUUUUGAUAGUCUUUUAGUAUUAAAAAUGACAACAGAUAUAUAUGAACAAAACUAUGAAAAAGUAAAAAAUUUAUUAAAAGAUGUUUGCGAAUCUGAAAAUGUCUUCAUAGCAUAUUGUAGUAUUUUAAGUGCUUUGAAAGGUGUCUUAUUGUGUAAUAGUUAUGAAGCAAAGCAAUCUAUUAUAUCAAAGUACUUUUUUGAUAUGGAUCAUUAUAUAAAAAUCUUAUUUCCGCUUAAUCUACGAAUACAAGUAAUAGAAAAUAUAUUUUCUUUACUUUUUUUGCGAUAUGAAGACUUUGGUCAUACACAAAAAAGUUAUGACAAAAGCUAUAUAAAUAAAUCCCAUGAGCAAUUAAAAUUCGAAAGUAAGUGGAUGAAACAACAUCUAGGAGGUUUUAUUUGUAACAAAUAUGCUGUGAGAGAUAUAUUAUUCCACUUAGAGAAUAUUAUCUCGAUAACAGAAACUGCAUGCACAGAAGAAUCUAUAGAAGAAAAAGAACAAAUUCAAAAUAAUAUUGCUUCUAUCAAUGCAGCAAUAACAAAUGCUAAAUGGAGAUUUGAACUUUAUACAACUUCGGAAUUUACUAAAAAUAUUAAUAUGAAAUAUGAAAAUAGAAGUUACUUAUCUAAAUUUAAACCUAAAUCUCUAUUAGGUGGAAAGUUACCUUCCGAUUGUUCCAAAGAAAAGAUAUUUUUUUAUCAAGAAGGUAAUAUUUCAGAUGAAACAGAGACAAGAUCUAGUAAUAGUUCUGAAUCAGAACUAGUACAUAAUACUAAAUGGCGAAAACGUUCUAAUAGUUUAGUAUUAACAACAGAUGAUAUAACAACUAAAGACAUCAUCCAUAAACCAUUAUUUGUGAACUUCAUGCUAGCAACAAAAGAAAGCUUAAUUAUUAGAUGUUUAUGGAAAAAUGAUUAUGCAAAAGCACAAGAUAUUAUAGAGACAUGCAAUAUGAAGAAUACCCAGCUAACUGGGGAAGUGCAGUUUUCCAAAGCAUUACGUACACUUAGGGAAAAUGUAUGUAAACAAGCAAAUACAUUGAAAAAUAAUGGUCAAUCUCCAGAGAACUCACAAUUUUCUACACUAGAGAAUAUAAGGCUAGUUACACAAGAGGGUAUAAAAUCCUCUAGACAAACUAGUCAAUUUGAAACGUUUUUGAUAUCUCAAGAAAUGAAUUUGCGAUUAUUAUCUAUGGAAAUUCUCACCAAUAAUGAAAUAUUAGCAAUAUGUGCGUUAGAUUUGGCUUUAACAAUGAGUCAAACUUACCCAAUUUCACAGAAUCUUUGUGAAAUUGCAGUGAAAUACUUAAAAUUGUGUAAAACAUUUGAUAAUACUGAAUAUGUAUACUUCUUUCAUAAAUUUUGUCAAUUGUUAUAUGAAAAGAAAGAUGUGGUUUCUGUAGAAGAUAUACUCUGUGAUGCAAGAAUUGCAUUAUGCAUAAAGGAAUGUAAAGAAAAGGAAAACUUUUGGACUGAUAUUAUGAUUAAUUAUCAUGAAUUUAAAGAAUCACAGACUGAUAAAGAUACAAUUAAUCAAAUAUUAAAAGAUAGUAAUUAUUUGCCUGGUUUAAAAAUACUUAGCAAAAUAGUAACAGUUGCUUGCGGAUCUCGGAAAUAUAUGCAAAAUAUGUGCUCUCACUUACAACUUUUACAUUCAAUUAUUCCAACUGAACAUACAAUGUCUACAGUUUCUGAUUUAUUAAAAAUUCCAUUACAUUAUUAUUUUGGUUACCAAAUAUUUGAACUUAAAAUUGAGCCACAAAAACUUGAAGCAAUUGCUCAUGAUUUACAAGUUAAUUUGUCGUAUAGUAUCCUUACAAAUACUUGCCCUAAACUUUCUUAUCGAGAAGAUACAAGUUAUACUAUUAUUAGUAAGGAAAAUGGAUGUAUUGUUUUGAACAAAGCUUCAUCUAAGUCGGAUUUAAAUUACAAGCUUCAAAGACCAAAUCAAUGUGUUUCAGAGAUAUUAACAGAAAUGUUGCAAAUUUUGCAUAAUUUAAACGUGAAUCAAUUCCGUUUGGAUCCUGAUGUUUGUAAAACUAUUUUAAACUAUUCUGAAAUUCAAACUGUAUUAAAGAAAACAUCUCGUCUUGCAAGUUUAGAUUUGAGUGAAUUAUCUGUGGGUAAUGAAACAUUAGCAUUUCUUUUGAAUACAUGGAAUCUGAUGUUUCUACAUACUGCUUUAACUAUUUGGGGAAAUCGUCCUCCUUUUAACAACUUACAGCAUGCAAUUUCAUCAAUGUCAGUUGGUUAUUUAAUUGGUGAUUUGGGUUUAGUAACAAUUGCUGCACUUAGAUCAAAAUUAUUAAAUAACAUAAUGUUAGAUAAUACAUUUUUUAUACAAGUCGAAGAACUUAAUGAACCAGCUUGGCAAGAUUUGGACAUUACCCAUGAUCCAAGAGUAAUUUUUGUAAUGGCUAAUGAAUUUUUAGGGUCACCUCGUAUACAAGUCUAUAACUCAGACUCAUUGGAUGAAGAUUUAACUAACGCUUUUCAUGAAUAUCUAAAUUAUUACUCAUGUGAGAAGUCUACUCAAAGUAUAGAAAAACAAAAGAUAAUGUUACUUCCAAAAAUUGUAGAACAAUAUCAAACUUUCAUUUCUCAGAAUUUUAAAAAUGAUUUACAGAUAAGUAAUAACAGUAACAAACUAUUUUCAAUAAAUGAUUAUUUUAAAUCUUUUAAUGAAGAUAUAGUUAUACAGUAUAUGCCACUUUCCUAUUCAUACAAUGUAAUAUUGAAAUAUUCAAAUUAUUCCAAUUCAUAUAAUCAUAAACAAAUUAAUCAGUAUAAUACUACCUGGAAAAAUCAUAAUAUAAGACCAAGUUUAUUACAAUACUUAGAAGGCCAAUAUUGGAUCGUUUCGUAUCUUUUACAAAGGAUAAAUAAUGAAAAUCCUACUAUUUUAACAAACAGUUGUGAUAACUUGAAACGCACUGCAUGUCUUGAAAAUCUUUUAACGUCAUAUUGGACGAAGGAAUUGAAACUAUUAUUUGAAAAUAAUCAAACUCUUGCAGCCAUAUCCGAGGCGAUAUCAAUACAAAAAUUGUGGUCUCAUUUUGAAUUUAUGUUAAAGGAAGAUGAAUUGGAUGGUUGUUUGAGACUUAUAAAUGCUUUGCCAACUCAUAUUGCUUUAAGCAGCGAAUUGCAAUGUUUCCGAGAUAAAAUUCUCAGUCACAUAAUUUCGAAAAAAAAAGAUACAUUCAACAUGGUGAUAUUGCAAUAUUUAUAUCAAAUUAAAGAUAUAUAUAUAUUAAGCCAAACAGUAUUGUAUAAUGUUAACAAAUGGCAUAUAAAUAUUUGUGAGAAUGCAUUACUUCAUACAGUAUAUCAUGUAGAUAACUACAAAUUACCUAUACAUUGUAAGUUACAAUUGAAUGAAAUCUUGCACAGAGUGCUAAUUUUUCAUAAAAUGCUUCCAUAUUGUAUAAUUAAAUCCAACGAAAUUUCGUAUAAUAUUGUUUAUUGUACAGAAAAAGUUGACCCAUUACAAAUUAUCAAAUCACUAAUCAAUGCAGAUAAAUUUGAAUUGUGUUUGGAAUGGAUGGAAUGUCAAGCAUUUUCUUUAGAAAUACAUCCUUCUAUAAUGCAAGAUUUUUUAAUUGGUUUUUUAAAAAAUGAAUCUCAAAAUUUUAAACAAACUUUAAAGUUUUUUCAGGCAUUACCUUUGGAUCAGUCAAUUAAACUUUGCAAGAUUGUCUUAAAAAAAUUAGAGUCUAUUGACUCAUUAAGAUUUAUUUGCAAUUAUUUAUUACAGUAUUGUAAAGCAACAGAAACUAUAAAAUAUAGACGAACUCUACUAGGAAUUGACAUUUUAAGUAUGUUAAAUGUUCAAGAGAGACCAUUAUAUAUUCAUCUUAUCAAGGAACCGUUAUUAAUGUUAGAACAAUUGCUGAUGAAUUGUAAAUUUGAAAGUAUUCAAAGGAUAUUAAGUAGAAUUCAAAACAAAUUAAAUCAAACGGAUAUCCCAAGAAGUAGCUUUGACAAAAUUAUAAGAUUCUAUGCUCAAAAGUCAUUGGAUUGUCGUGUAUCUCUACAAUGUGAUUCUAUUGAAAACAAACCAAAAAAUGUACAACAUUCUGCUUCAGAAAUAGAAAACAUUGAGUUUGUUAUGCCUAUAGUUGUUCCUACCAAAGAAGAAUGGAUACCUAAUGAUAAGGCUGGGAAAUGUAGUUGCUGCAAAAGUGUUAUAUUUUCAAUGUUUAAUAGACGACAUCAUUGUCGUAGAUGUGGCCGGGUUAUUUGUGCAACAUGUUCCCAACAUCGCAUGCAAGUAUCUGGUUAUCCACCCUCUGUACUUGUUCGCGUAUGCACCGACUGUAAACGACAGACCGCAUUACAAAUACACACUUUUCAAGGAACAGAGUCCACUCCAAGUAGUGAAAUAUUUGAUUAUUGGCGAUUAACAAGAGACCAGAAACACAAUGAUACUAUCAGGGAAGAAUUUUCAUUUGAAUAUGCCCCAAACAUUUCUUUAUGUUUAGCUAUUCUGAAUUUGCAUUCCGAACAUCAAACAUAUGCUAGUUUUCUAUUAGAUUGUUGUGACGAAAUGAAACGUCUUCUACGACCUGUUAAUGGUGGUAGAGUAAAUCCUGAAGUUGAUCACACAGUUAUUAUUAAAAUGAUACGUUCCUUGUUAGUAGCUGCAAAAGUUAAAUGUGCCAAGCUUGGUCUUAAUACGGGACUAGCUCAUUGUGAUCGUUUUCUAUCGCAAGUGGAUCUUAUUGCAAGUCUUAUUCAAUUUGAUUGUUUACAUUUAAUACCAUCUGAUAGUCUACAUGAUCACACCCUAAGAAAGUUGAGAGAUCUUUUAAUUAAAAAAGAACAAUGGACUCUUGCUUUAGAUGUAAGCACUAAAGCAGGUUUAGAAUGUUUAGAUACACAAGGAGUUUGGGCAACUUGGGGUAAAGCAUGUUUAAAAAUGGGAUAUUUUAAUCAAGCACGAGACAAAUUUUUCCACUGUCUUGAUAAAGUACAGCCUGAGAAUUUUGAUGAUUGGGUAAUUCUGUCAUAUCCAGAAGAAUCAGAAAUUCUGAGCAAAAAUGGAACUCAGAAGCUAAUAAAUGAAACUAAUAAAAACAAAGAAAUUAAAGUGGAUGAAUUAAGCACAAAGAAGAUAGAAUUUUCAAAAAAUCGUCCAUUAAAAGAUCCGCCAUUACUUAUAGAAAUCCUACAAAUAUUGGAUAAUUUAAGCAUAUACAAGCAAUAUGUACAGCAUCCUCAUCAAUACAAGUUCAAUACCUCGCAAGAAAUGUUAAAUAAUUUUGGAAGCUUUAAAAUCGCUAAUCAAAGACAGCUUGAUAUUAAAAACACAUCUGUAACGGUACAAAAUAUUUGUUAUCAUGAAAGCAUUUAUUAUUUAUUAACUUAUGGAAGUUAUAACUCAAUUUUAGAGUUCUUUUUAAAACAUGAGAAAUAUGAUAAAUGUCUUAUUUUUACUUUAGAAAACAAUUUGGAACCCGAUUUAUUUUUCAAUGCAAUUUACUUAUAUUGUUUAAGAAAUGGAAGUAUUGACAAACUUCAUGAAGCAAUGAUGAACAAGGAUUCAAAUUUAUUAAUUUGGAAGAAAUAUUUAAUAUAUAUUUGUCAUAGUUUAGAAAAAAGACAAUACUUGAAUAUUUUAUAUCAUUUGCAACUUUUUAUGAAAGAUUUUAUACGUGCUGCAAUGACUUGUAUCCGCUUUUAUCUUAACGAUGUAAGCAACUAUUCAGAUUUAAAUGCUAAAAUUAAUUUCUUAUUCGACGCCCAAAAACAUUUGGAAUCUGAGUUGCAAAUUGAAAUUUUAAGUCGUAAAAGAAAACGAAGUACGAGCUCCAUGUAUAGCAAUCAAGGAAUUCUAACAAUGGAAAUGGAACCAUCAGAGAUAGAUAAACAUAUAAAUUCAAUUUCCAGACAAAUGGAAAUUACAAAGUUUCUAGCAAAUUGUGAAAAAGAGGGAAGAGCUCCUAUUCACUUUUUAAGCAUAUUCCCAAAAAAGGACUCUAAUAAUUCUUCUAAUCUGGAAAUACCAACAUUAUUUGGUGAUCAACAACAAAAGAUUGACUUGGCUGUUUUAGCUAUUCUUUGUGGACGAAAUAUUGAAGAAGGAUUUGGCAUAGCAUUUAGAAUAAUCCAAGAUUACAAUUUACCACAGCAAAAAGUGUAUUCUCUAACUGGACACAUUUUGGGAAUGAAGAACAAUAUUUCCGCAAUAGAACAAUUAAUUAAAUGUUGUCAUACGUCUGGGAUUGCAAAUUCAUAUAUUAUAUCAGAUUAUGUAUUGACUCACUGUGUGAAGUUGUUAUUAACUCAUCAACAUGAUGAAACCAACUCACUUUUAAAAAAUGAUAUUUAUAAUCUUAUUAAAUUAAUAACUGACAUAGAACUUAAAAUAAAUGCAUAUAUCGAAUGCAAACAAUUAAAAGCAGCAUACCUAUUAGCUGUGAAACAUUCAAGAGCACAAGAUAUAAGAAAAAUUUUGAAGGAAUCAGAUAGGCUUGGUCGAAAUGCUAUUAAAGCAAUAUGUAUAAAAUGGCUUCAGCAAGAACCAAAAUUAUAA
Messenger RNA from Bombus impatiens (common eastern bumble bee), 8071 nucleotides. RefSeq lists its product as uncharacterized. Gene Ontology annotation, biological process: double-strand break repair via homologous recombination; mitotic cytokinesis; regulation of cytokinesis. Gene Ontology annotation, cellular component: lysosomal membrane; centrosome; midbody. Gene Ontology annotation, molecular function: metal ion binding; phosphatidylinositol-3-phosphate binding. Bases 203 to 8071 code for a protein of 2622 amino acids. The record is from RefSeq and is a predicted model, not a curated record. NCBI's taxonomy places the organism in Eukaryota, Metazoa, Arthropoda, Insecta, Hymenoptera, Apidae. The transcript is spliced from 14 exons.